This is a messenger RNA of Naegleria lovaniensis, 1650 nucleotides long. RefSeq lists its product as uncharacterized. The record is from RefSeq and is a predicted model, not a curated record. The transcript has a single exon. Bases 1 to 1650 code for a protein of 549 amino acids. Lineage: Eukaryota; Heterolobosea; Eutetramitea; Acrasida; Naegleriidae.
AUGAGUCAACGAGAGGAAGGGAAAACGGUUUUUUCCUUCUCUUCAUCAUCAUCGUAUCAGGAAGAUGAUUCUACUGGUCGAAUGUCAGGAGCCAGGAGAAUUGCUGUAACUUCCCGAUGGUUGGAUGAUACUGUAUCUUCGGGAAAUUCAUCUCCGGUAGGCUCACCAGUGAUCAAUCAUAUGGUUGUGGUGGAUGAGAUCCAUGAUGUCAAAGUAGAGGUCUUGGAGGCUGGUUUGCAUAGUAGAGGAGCAUCAUCAUCGUUUGAUUCUAAAAUUGAUGAACAGUUUGGAAAGAUUGAGAGGAAGAAACAACGUAUUAACGUGGUGUCCUGGAGUGCCACAAAUGAUUGGUGUUCCAAGGUCUGUCAUGAUGACAAUGAUGACAGUGAUGAAGAUGAGGAUGAGCGAAUGGAUGAUCAACAACAUGUCAACAACACCAAUAGAAGGAAACGAUCCACUCUUCAGAAAUUGGGUGAAAUGGCUCCCGAUUUGAUUUUGCUACAAGAUUUGAAUUAUGAACAAACCAUGAAAGCAAUGAAAUACUUGACAAAAGCUGAAGAACAUUUGCAUGAUGCGUACGAUGGAAAUGAAGAAGACUUGGAGCCUCCUGUUUAUAAAUGGUUUUGCUGUGGUCACAAACAUACUUCCGAACCAGUCAAGGUCUCCAAGUCCUGUAAUUCCGAUGAUGACGAUGAAGGAGUACCUUCCUCCCUUAUAUCUCCACUAGCAUCCAUGGGUGGUAAUCAAUCCAUCAUUUCUGCCUUGUUGAAAAAUGAUGUGAAGAAGAAAAUUGAGGCCGACCAAGAUCCCGACGACUUGGUCAAUGAGUAUUUACCAAUUAUUUAUAAUUCUGAGACGUUAAAGUGUGUGGAUUGUGGUGCGUUUUGGUAUAGCAAAACUCCACAAGAGGCAGGCUCCAAGUCGUGGGAUAGUACUGUACCACGUUUUUGUAAUUGGGGUGCUUUUAUUUUCAAGCCCUAUGAUGAAGAGGAUGACCACAUUGAUUUACUUGUAUUUAAUACACAUUGGGAUCAAGGAGUGGAGGCAAGAAGAUAUGCUUCCAUAUUAUUGAGACAAGAAGUGCUAAACAGAAUGUCUGUCUACAAUGCUAUAACCAAUAGAACCACUUUUAUUCCUACCAUCAUUGGUGGAAAUUUGAACAGUUUACCAAGAUCCAAUGCUCUCAGCAUUUUGGUUCAAGGACAAGAUUUGGGUGCACACAACAGUGAUGUUAAUUUAUUGGCAGACAGUGACGAUGACGAUGACGAUGAAGAUGAACAAGUUGAAAAAAUUGAUAAGGAAAGUCUCAUCAUUCCAUGCCAGAGACAGUUAAUGCCUCCUCAAGCUGCUGGAACAACAUUACAAAAAUCCGCAACUGUUAAAAAAGAGGAUGACAAGGAUUUCGUCAAGAUAGAAGAAGUGAGCGAAGAGGAAGAAGCGAGUGACGCAUCCUCAGAAUCUUAUUCAGGAACGUGGUUCCAUAACCUUAAUUUACAACCCACCUUUGUUGAUUUUGAAACCAACACGUUCGAAACAGUAGAUUAUCUUUUUGUAUCUCCCUGUGUGAAAACCAUGAAUUUACAAAUACUCGAUGCAGAUUUAAGUUGUGGCGAAACACACAAACCACAUGUAGCCACAUUGGAAAUGUGA